UGGCAGUUGGAAAUGUGCGUAGCGUGUUUCUAAUGUUUCUAAAAAACAUUUGAUUUAUGAACACUUAAAUAAUAAAUUUAGUAAAAAUCUGUACAUCUAUAUACAAUAUAAAAUGUCUAAACGUAUUGGCUACGCUCCUGGUUAUUUCCGCAUGCUUGAUAACACACGACUGAUGCAGACCCACGAAGCUGUGGUCGACAUAAUUAAUGGAAAACCUACACAAUACGAACUUUUAUUUAAUGCCCUGGGAUAUGGUUCUGGACUCGGGCUGGAUUACCAAGAUCAUAUGUACAGUUAUGAGGAUUUGACUGAUGAUGAUGAUGAUGAUGAUGAUGAUGAAUAUGGCAGGCAAAACAACAAAUAUUGUGGCUUUGCUCAAAACUUUCUAGAUAAAGGGAUUUUCAAACAACUUCCUGCAAUAACGCAUUAUAAAACAGUGAAAUGCAUCACACCUGAGGAGGCUGCCAAAAAUGCUAAAGAACUUGUAGCUGAAGAAGAAAAACUUAAGAAAAAAACACAAAAGAAAAAACAGAAGAAAAUGAGGCAGCGAGAGAGACGUCGGUUAGAAAGAAUAGAAAAGGAAAAUGGGAAGAAAGAUGGUGCCAAACAGGAUGCUGCUUCUGCUGCUCCAGUUAAAUCUAAACCUACAGAAAGAGAGUGUGAAAGUAAGAAAAAAACAAAUAACAGUGUACUCCCAGAUCCUGACCCACAGUGCAAUUCACAAGUCACAGAGAGCAGUGACAGUUUUGAUGAUGAUGAUGAUGAUGAUGAUAAAGAGAGCGAGGCUGAUGAAUUGGAGCUUGAUAUGAGCAGCUGCUUUGUGACCAAUGCUGCAGCCAUCGCAAAACGCAAACUUGAGCAGAAACCUAAACCUGACAGGAAAGACAAAAAAGCUGGAAACAUCAAGAAGCAUGAAACAGUACAAAAUACAAAAGAGCCUCAGAUUGAGAAUGUUAAUGAAAAGGAGGCAUCAGAGGAACCGGAAAAGGAUAAUGUUACAAGGAGCAUGGAGCUGGCAGUGAUUGGGAAUAAAUAUGCUCAAACAGGAAAUCUGGAUAUGGCUGUGAAGUAUUUUACUGAUGCUAUAAAGCACAAUCCUCAAGAGGUUAAGUUGUUUGGAAAUCGCUCUUUCUGUUAUGAGAAAAUGCAGCAAUAUGGGAAGGCUUUAAUAGAUGCAGAUAUUGCUCUUUCACUGAACCCCACAUGGAUUAAAGGACUCUAUAGGAAAGGGAAAGCAUUAGUUGGGCUUAAGAGAUACUAUGAGGCUUGUUUGACCUAUAAGGAAGUUUUAAAGCUUGACAGCUCCUGUACUGAUGCUGCUCAAGAGCUCAUGAGGGUACAGAUAAUGCAGUUAAUGGAUAUGGGAUACACUAGAGAGCAAAGUUCAAAUGCUCUGAUUAUACAUGGAACAGUAGAAAAAGCCUUAGAAGCACUCUCUGGUUUACAUGGUAAUAUGGCAGCCGCUAAAGAAGUAAGAGUUUAUCCAGAGAGAAAUACUCAACCAGCAAAAGUCCUACUCCAAAAUGUCUCCCAGAACCCACCUAAAGUCAACACAGCUGUACCGCCUAACCGAGAGCUGUUUCCAGUCUGGGUUGGGGAUCUUGUGCCUACUUUAACAGAAUUAAGACUUUGUGAGCUGUUCAGCAAUUUUGGGCCAGUCCAUAGUGUAAGAUUAUUGCCAACAAGACGCUGUGCUUUUAUUAACUACACCAACAAGGAGAACUGUGAGAGCGCCAUCAAAGAAAUGAAUGGCUUUCGUGUAGCAGGGACUUGUCUUGCAGUUCGUUAUCCUGACAGAAUCCACACACAUCUUGGUGUAUCCAAAACUGCAACAACAGAUGCAGGAAAAGUAAAUAAGUUUCCUGAUGAGUGUUAUUUCUGGAGGACGACAGGUUGUAUCAAGAAUAACCGGUGCCUCUAUCGCCAUGUACCUGAACACAAGGGCAUUGAUCUGUCUAAAGUUAAGUGAUAGGGGGACAUAGAAUUGCUAGCAGUAAGAUUGACGUUAAUCCACGUUUCUCAUAUCACUUUUAUUAAUGACCAUUAUCAGCUAAACAAAUAACCAAAUACAUAGCAAUAUAAACAAAGUUACAAUCGCUAUCAAAUUAUUAACUAACUGGAUUAUGAUUUUUUAUAUAUAUAUAUAUAUAUAUAUAUAUAUAUAUAUAUAUAUAUAUAUAUAUAUAUAUAUAUAUAUAUAUAAAUAAAUAUAAUAUAUAUUCAAUUAUAUUCACUAGAAUGGUUAAUUAUGUUUUUCAUUUGCUGUUAGAAUCCUGAAUUAGUACAGCCAUUCUUUCUACAAAAAACAUUCUUUCUUUCUGUACUUUUAUAUUCAAAACCAGAAAGUAUUGGGUCUUGGUUUAUCUUAAGUAGAAGGUUUUAGCUAUUUUCCCUGCCUUUAUAAAUCUAUAUUAUUUACUUGAUUAAGAGACCUUUCAAGAGCCUUAUUACUAUUCUACUGGACACUAGAUUUUCUUUCUCUCUUUUUUUUUUAAAGUGUAAUAAACAUCAGAAAAUGUUUUCCUUUGUUCUCUUUAUUAUAGCUUGUCUUUAUGGUUGCAUACAUUAUUCUGUGCAUGUUGAUUGUUGUAAUCGAAUUGUCUCUGUUCCUUUAUUGUUUAAAUGAAUUUUGUGCUUGUUUCUGUUUUCCAUUACUUUUAAGCUGUUUGAUUUUAAAGGAAAGAAAUUUGAUAACAGCAUGCAUAAAUUUUAUAAAGAUCCUUCCUGCUGUUCUGUAAGGCUCCUUACAUGAAAGAUUACUUUGUAGUUGCAUUGAACUGAUUAUAAUGUUAACUGACACACUAGAAAUCUACCCUGAAAUCUAUACACACACACACCUGAAAUAUCUUAGUUGAAAAUAGUCAAAAACAGCACACAAUUUCCAGAUGCUAAUCCAAGUAUUAUUUUAGGCAUAAAAUAAAUGGUUUACACAUAGUUUUAAUGGUAAUGAUAAUUAGAAAGUUAUUAAAAUGCUGCUUGAUCUCUUGCACUAAUUCAAACAUAGAUGGAUUCAACCAUGUUAGCAGACUCCACUUUCCACUUGCCCUGAGCUUACUUACUUACUCACUCUAACUUACUUACUUACUCUAAGUUUUAUUUAUAUAAGAGUGAUAAAAAGAGUGAUGUCUAACUAUACAAGCGUGAUGGCUGUAUGUUUACCAAGUGGACCAAGGUGUAAGUUGAAUUGAAUAAAAUGGGCAAUAAGUGUACAGCUAGAGGCUUAAACCACCCUGCAAAAACCCAGUGCCUGAGAGACUUGUCAGUAACAUUCAAUACCAUGUCCAUUUUAAACACCCAAAUAAGUAAAUAACCAUAGUUUCUCUUGUUCUGUAAGUAUUAGGCAACAUGUGCACCUUUUUACAUUAUAUGUAGCCCUUAUUACAUUAUGCACACUGUCUUUAAUAAAUAAAUAAAUAAUAAACACAUGGUACCUCUGAAA
This is a messenger RNA of Tachysurus vachellii, 3439 nucleotides long. RefSeq lists its product as uncharacterized. Bases 113 to 1969 code for a protein of 618 amino acids. Gene Ontology annotation, molecular function: RNA binding; protein binding; metal ion binding. The transcript has 18 exons. NCBI's taxonomy places the organism in Eukaryota, Metazoa, Chordata, Actinopteri, Siluriformes, Bagridae. The record is from RefSeq and is a predicted model, not a curated record.